AUCACCGCCCAGCAGCAGCGGCAGCAGGAGGAGGAAGUGGGGGUCAGGACAACAGUGCGUCGGGGGUCCGGUGGUGAUGAUGGUAAGGUCGGGAUCAUGGCUAACGGAACCGGUACUAUCAUGUUAAAAUGCGUCGUGGUGGGAGACGGUGCGGUCGGCAAAACGUGUCUCCUGAUGAGCUAUGCCAACGACGCCUUUCCAGAGGAGUAUGUGCCCACAGUCUUUGAUCAUUAUGCAGUGAGUGUCAACGUUGGAGGAAAGCAGUACUUGCUGGGACUGUAUGACACAGCUGGACAGGAGGACUACGACCGCCUGAGGCCGCUGUCCUACCCGAUGACCGAUGUCUUCCUCAUCUGCUUCUCGGUGGUAAACCCUGCCAGUUUCCAGAACGUGCGCGAGGAAUGGGUGCCCGAGUUGCAGGAGUAUGCGCCCAGCGUCCCCUACCUGCUUAUUGGCACCCAGAUUGACCUUCGUGAUGACCCCAAGACCAUUGCCAAACUGAAUGACAUGAAAGAGAAGCCCAUACCCACUGAGCAAGGACAGAAACUAGCGAAGGAGAUUGGCGCAUGUUGCUAUGUGGAAUGUUCAGCCUUGACGCAGAAGGGCCUGAAGACGGUGUUCGACGAGGCCAUCAUCGCAAUCCUGACUCCCAAGAAAAAGAAGGGAGCUCUGAAGAGAAGACUUGGACCCCGCUGCAUCAACUGCUGUCUGAUCACGUGAUACAUAAACCCAGAGAUCAUUGGGCAACCAACCAUAAACCAAACCUGGACUGGAGGCAAAAGACAAGCGAGAGAGAAAUGCACAGACAGCAGAGUGAGACAAAAGACUGAAAAGGACAAAACAAGAGCCACUUUUAAGCUGCAGGGCUCUUGAAAGGCCGUAACUCUCUUCUGCUGUCCAACACAGGUUGAGGAUGCAGUUUACAACCAAAGGAGCACAAAACCAAGUCAGUUUCUUCUUCUGAAAGACUUUUUGCCUCUAAAGUACCUUCUUUUAUAACCAUUUUUAAUCAUUUUAUUUCCUGUACAAAAUUGUUGCCAGCUUUCAUGCAAAAAAAACAACACAAAAUGACAUUUCAAGUUCAUAUCAUGUCCAUGGUUUUGAAAGCUAGGAUAUUGAUUUUUGCUAUUGUCUAUAUAAGAGCAGAUCGGAGAAAGCCUGCAGUUGAUAAAUAAUGAGAGGCUGACUUUAGUGACACUGUGACAGUAGCCAGGAGGAAUUUCUGGACAAAGAGCGCUGCAGGGAUGACGUAUUUUUGUUAGCUAACAAAAAGCCAACAGGAUUUUCCUAUUUGGAUUUUGGAUUAUUCUAGAAAAUAAGUCUCUGUGGCAAACAAAAGUUUAGCAAGAUACUCUUCACAAUUGAACACCACUGUUAUGAUUUUUAAAGUGUGAAUGCAAUCGACAGAAGUAAAAAAGAUAAUGUAACAAACUACACGGUCGCAUAACAAGGCUAAAGGCGGACAGGUCUUUGGCUUUAUUUAAUUUUGAAGUCUCAUUUAGCCACUUGUUAGCAACCGCCUUUUAUAAGAAACGUAAAAGCUUCAGUGGGCCAUUUAUUGACGUGUUCUAGAU
Molecule: messenger RNA, 1574 nt
Organism: Anoplopoma fimbria (sablefish)
Lineage: Eukaryota; Metazoa; Chordata; Actinopteri; Perciformes; Anoplopomatidae
Product: rho-related GTP-binding protein RhoQ
Exons: 5
Coding region: 97-720 (207 amino acids)
Biological process (GO): small GTPase-mediated signal transduction; cortical actin cytoskeleton organization
Molecular function (GO): GTP binding; GTPase activity
Source: RefSeq, a predicted model, not a curated record